AUGGGGUCGUCCAUCAUUCUGCUGUUUUUACUAUGUUUCACUGCAUCACUGAGACUCAGCAAUGCUCAAACAGCAGAUCCAGGAUCAGCAGCACACACACGCCUGAAAGCACCGAACGCCACUGAAAACAGGGGGCCGAUGUGUUCAGCUCCGGUGCGAAUCAAAGAUGUCUUCAAGUACAUCAGCAGCGUGGUGUCGUGUGUGGUGUUCCUGCUCGGCAUGCUGGGAAACGUCACUCUUCUGACUAUAAUCAAAGAGCACAAGUGCAUGAGGAGCGGACCCAAUAUUGUGAUCGGCAGCUUGGCGCUGGGGGAUAUUCUGCACAUCGUCAUCGGACUGCCGGUCAAUGUUUAUAAGAUUCUGGCGGUGGAUUGGCCGUUCGGGGUGGUGUUUUGUAAACUGGUGCCGUUUAUUCAGAAAACAUCUGUUGGGAUUACAGUACUGAGCCUGUGUGCACUGAGUAUAGACAGGUAUCGAGUGGUUUCAUCCAGGGGUCGAAUCAAAGGUCCGUCUUUCCCCAAGUGGACGCUUAUUAAAUUAUGUGUAAUCUGGAUUAUUUCUGCAUUCCUAGCUGCUCCAGAGGCCGUAGCGUUUGAUCAGAUCACCAUGGAUUAUAGAGGAGAACGUCUGCGCAUCUGCCUUCUCCAUCCUGUACAGAACAAUGCAUUCAUGCAGUUUUAUAAAGUGGCCAAAGACUGGUGGCUGCUGCUGUUUUAUUUCGUGUGUCCGCUGUCCUGCACCGCCGUCUUCUACUCGCUCAUGACCUGGAGGAUCUUAAGAGUUCAGCAGUCUGCGCUCCACAAACACAGGAAACAGAGGCGUGAGGUGGCGCGCACCGUCUGCUGUCUGGUUCUGGUGUUUGCUGUUUGCUGGUUUCCUCUUCACCUCAGCAGAAUCCUCAGGAUGAUCCUCUAUGAUGAACGGGACCCUGACAGAUGCAGAUUACUGAGCACUUUUCUGGUUCUGGACUACAUCGGCCUCAACAUGGCCUCCAUCAACUCCUGCAUCAACCCAGUGGCGCUGUAUGUGGUCAGCAAACGCUUUAAAAACUACUUCAGGGAGGCUUUGUGGAGAUGCUGCGUGAGGUCAAAGGUCACGGAGAGUUUGGUGAGGUCAAAAGUCACGGAGCCGCCGACUGACCACAGCGACUCCAGCAAACAAGAGCAAAUGUCUGGUGACAAUCAGAGAAAAAGCUUUAUUAAGAGCGUUCCCUGUCUGAAAACAUGAAGUCAGACGCAGAUGCUGUAUAUUUACUGCGACUGUUCUUGCUUUUGUAAAUACUACACUUAUUUUUUA
Molecule: messenger RNA, 1296 nt
Organism: Danio aesculapii
Lineage: Eukaryota; Metazoa; Chordata; Actinopteri; Cypriniformes; Danionidae
Gene: ednrbb
Product: endothelin receptor type Bb
Exons: 7
Coding region: 1-1227 (408 amino acids)
Biological process (GO): regulation of blood pressure; vasoconstriction; enteric nervous system development
Cellular component (GO): membrane
Molecular function (GO): endothelin receptor activity
Source: RefSeq, a predicted model, not a curated record